AUGUGUCGGCAGGUCUGGUUCCAGAACAGGAGAGCCAAGUGGAGGAAGACGGAAAAGUGUUGGGGCCGAUCUACCAUCAUGGCGGAGUACGGGCUGUACGGCGCGAUGGUUAGACAUUCUCUGCCGCUACCUGAGACCAUCCUCAAGAGUGCCAAGGAGAACGAGUGCGUAGCGCCCUGGCUACUUGGAAUGCAUAGAAAGUCCAUCGAGGCAGCAGACACGCUGAAAGACGACACGAACUCCCAGACGAGCGUCAAGGACGAAGAGGAAAACGCCUCCGGAGAGAAGAAGAUCCCGAGGGAAGAGCAGGAAGAGUUCAGGAACAACAGCAUAGCGUGCCUGAGGGCGAAGGCCCAGGAACACAACAAGAUGCUGGGCCUGGGAGAGCCGAUGAUGCAGGGUAUUCGCCUCCAAGCGACCGACACCAACGGGAAUACUGUCCCGACGGAACAGCACAUGUACUAACCGAUCACCGGAGGAUCUUCGGUGGUGAGGGGAUACUGUUGAGACUUGGAGGCCGGAGGAUCAGUUUGAGUGUCUUGUGAUGAGACGGGCCAUAACCGUGUGGUUUUUUUUAAAUUUUGAAAUAUUAAACGCUAGAGGAAAACAAAACAUUAUUUUAUAAAGGAUUAUUGGCAUUCAAUUGUUAUUGAGAAUCUUGCUAUAGUACAAGAACUUGAAUAAGUUGUUCAAUAUUUAGAUGAAAUGGAUGGAAUAGUUGGAAUCACGCUCAAUGGUCUGUGGCUUGGUAUAGAUAGCAAAAUCCAUCCACUUGCUCAUUCCCAAAGAAUUUAUACAAAAAUAGAUGAUUGGAAAUCAUCUUCUCUUCUCCGCAUCAUCCGAAUGUGUCAAUCCGCCGAUUUGUUGUUAUUGGUAAUAACGGCAUUAUUAGAAUGAGGAAGGAUAAUAGCAGUACCUCUUCCAGCUCUUUGUUUACUUCAUUAAAUAGGAAGGGAAAGAAGUUCUUUAACCCAGCUCCUUUUCAGUUGUCUCAUGAUGGGCAUGUCGUUUUGAAGUCUGUUGUUGAGUCCGUGUAGUUUAAUAUGAAAUCGGGUGUAAAGAGUUCGUAUAUGUUGGUCGAUAGUUGGUUGUCGCUAUAUAAAGUUCUUAAAAUUUUGAACUGAAAAGAUUGUAGUUUUUCUGGGCCCUUUUUGCUGAACUGUAAAUUUGUGAGGCUUAUAUCAGAUAGAGAUUAAGUAGGUUAUGUGUAUGUAUUAAGUUUUUGUCUGAUUUUCAGUUUUAAAUUGAGAUAUCAUUUAAUCCAAAUGAUUCACUUAACUGAGUUUUCUUGAAUAACUAAUCACUAAGAAAAAAAGAGUCACUUGAGUUAAUUUUCUAUACCUUUAGCUUGGUAUCGAAAUACCAAAUGUAUAUUUUGCUCAAGAUUUUGGAAGAAUGUUUUGAAAAUGAAAAUUCUUAAGUCUAUUUUUCAAAUCUCAUUUGAUAAGAUCAAUUCAGUGAAUUUAUUUUUGUUUAUUCAUUUAUAUACUUAAUCGUGAUGGUGCUUUUAAAUUAUUUCCACAAUUCAAUUUCUUACGAUACUUAACUCUGGCAUUAAUCCCCCGCCCUCAACCUGGCUCGGGAAAAAACCCACAUAGUCUAAAAGACGAAGGAGGGAAGAACAAAAAAAAAAACAAAAUAAAACAACUGAUUACCAAAAUAUUUUAAAAUUAUUGUUAGCUCACGAAAUAUAAUUUGUGACAACUCAUUUAUAUUUCAUAAUUAGCAGUUCCAUUAAUCAUUGAAUGCCAUGUAAAAAUUGACAAAAAAAAAUUAAUUAAAAUAAAUUGACUUCAGACUUCUGCAAAGCAGAUUCAGCAAACACUAAAAUUAAUGUGGAGAGAUGUGCUCAAAUAGAAUGCUUCAAAGUCUCAGAUGUAAAUCUCAUGUAAAUAUUUUUGAAAUUAUUUAGUUUAUAGACCUUUAUUCACUUGAAUAAACAAUGAAUUUUGUAUCUGAUUGUAAGACUGCGUGUUUCUUUUUAUUAUAUAAUAAUAAAUUUGAAAUUUAUUCAAUUAAUGGGACAGUACAAUAAGAUACCACUCUUUUUUCUUCAUUAAUAUUUUUCAAUAGUUUAAUUAAUAUAGAUUUAGAGUUUUUUUUUAUUAUUGUUAGAGAGUAUAUAAUAUUUUAUUUUCCUUUUUCAAUAAGAAAAAAUUAAUUAUGUGUUAACAUCAAAGCAACGAAACGGGUUGUGAUGUACGAUAUAAAGCAGUGAAUCUAAUGUUCUCAAUAAUUUAUUAAAUGAUUGACAAAUAAGUGUAGAGAGGUUUAUUGAUAAUUGAGUUCUCGCGAGAUAGCUAUUCAAUGAAUCCACUUUUGUUAUUAACCAUUAGAAGAAUAGACGCCUAUUUUAAUACAAUAUAAAAUUAAAUUAAACAUAUUAAUACUGACGAAUGCUUAUGAUUGGUAGUACAUCUGUUUAAUGCCUUAGCAAGAAUUAAAUGAGAAAUAUAUACUUAAUCUAGUUCUUUCAAAGUGAAACUGUCGACAAAGUCAAGGACUGAAAAAUCGAUUGUGAUCUCACUAUAAUUGAACAUCGAUACAAGUUCGAGAUGAAUACCUCGAAUUUUCCACGAAUGUUUGCAACGAAAUGAACUUCAAGAACUGAAUGCGAGAUAUUGAUCGAAGGCUCAAGGUUUUGAAACAUCGACGAAGAAUCCACGAACAUUUAAAGAACUGAUAUAUUGACAUCAGAUUCUAUAAAAAAUGAAAAAAAAAAAUAUAACUUUUUACAAUUAUUAAUUUUUUUUUUUUUAAAUAAAUACAUAAAUUAAAAAAAAUCUGUACAAAUGAUGCAGUCCUGAUGUGAUUGUAUUUCUAAUUUAUGAAUUGUGUAAAUAAACUAUGUAUUAUUUUAAUUAUAUAAAUAGAUAUUUAAGGGUGGGUCUUGAAGGGUAUUUAAUAUUUGUGCUAUUAUAUAUACAUAUUAUAUAUAUAUAUAAAUAUUUCGGUGAUAUGUAAAUUAUGUGUGCAAUACCUAUUGGCUCAUGGCAUAGGGCCUGUAUGUAUAGAGGAAAAGUGUAUAUUCAUAUAGUGAAAUAGUAUGUAAAUAGUCAAAUAAUAUGUUUAUUAUAUAUAUAUUUUAGAGUCCAGGAAAAAAGUUUUUUUUCUCGAUCAACAACGAUUCAUUUAUUUGUUUCUGUAACUUUUGUACUAUUUUGUAAAGGGUUCGUCGGGAUUAUUACCUCAAGGGUGCUUUAUGUUGUUAUGUGAAAUGGUGGUGCUUUUUAUUUUAAUUUUUUUUUAAAUUCCUAUCUUGGUCGUGAUUUUUUAUUUUCAAUAAUUUUUAAUGAAAAAUUAUUAGAUAUAAUUCUACUAUACUUAUUUAAAAAAAAUAAAUAAACAAAUAAAAAAAAAUUAAAAUGGUUUCGGCAAAAGAGAAAAUGGUUAUUUCAUAUAUUUAUUUAGUUCAAUGUGCAAUAAUUUUUCAAAUUCAAUUCAUAAUAUGAUUUGUAUUAGUAAUGUAAAAAUUUUAGUAACUCACUAACUAUAUUUUUUUCAAUUUAAUUCAUUGUAAUUCGUUUUAUUGCUAAUUUCUCCCUAUUUUAUAGAAAAAUAUUUAUCGUUUAAUUUGUGUUCUCAUAUGAACGAUGAUGCUCAUUAUAUGCUUUGAUAUUGUACUUUCAAAAAUAUUGUAAUAAUCGAAUGUAAAUUUAAAAGGUUUAUCAACAGCGUUUUUUGUUUUUGUGGAAUUAUUUCUUUAUUGUAUAAAUAUAGUGAGCUUACGUACUGUAAAUACUCAGUUUUAGGCAAGAAUGUAUUAUAAAUAUAUAUAUUUCGUAAUUGGGUUGCAGCCCUUUCUUGCCAUGUCUUUUGGUAAAAAAAAAUGUAAAACCCCAAUAUGUAUUGUAUAUGUCAAAAUAGAUGUUUACCAGAUGGGACAAAAAUUAAUAAAACUAUCUAAAAUUCAAUGUAUGUAAA
Nezara viridula (southern green stink bug) is the source of this 3924-nucleotide messenger RNA. Lineage: Eukaryota; Metazoa; Arthropoda; Insecta; Hemiptera; Pentatomidae. The record is from the annotation of a GenBank genome assembly.